UCUUCGUCGGGUUCAAUGGUUAUGCUGCUUUGAGUCGAACAACCGUGCGGCUGCCGAAACAGCGGACAACUACCUUUUUGUUGAUAACAAUCAUCUUCGGACUGAUACUGCUAUUUUGGCAGUCGUUUUUAAACUUUCGAUUUGUGAAAUAUGUGAGAUAUGACUAGGUAACGUAACCUACAGGAUUUUUGUUACAGUAUGUGGAAUAGGUACUUCGUCAUUUCUUGGAAGGGAACGCCUGGCUAAGGUUAACGUUAAAGAACAGCUCUCAGUUCCAUUCGCCUUUCAGACAACUUUGCAAACAUGCACAGGACAUUUCCUCAGUGGUUCUUCGAGAUCAUCUGUGUCUUGGUGUUCCUAUACGAUCUUACCGAUUGCAACGAAAACCCCGCCUCCCAGCAAACGUCCCGCUUCUCUGCUUAUGAGGUGACCAUCCCAAAACGCAUAGCAAGACAGAGGAGAGACCUCGACGACCAAGCAACAGACAAGGUGUCUUAUGUCAUCCAAGCCCAGGGAGAGGAGCACAUCCUGGUUCUAGAGAAAAACGAGCAGCUGCUUCCAGCUGAUUUUGCAGUGUUCACAUACGACACAGAUGGCUCUCUCAUCACCCGGAGACCCAACAUGCAGAACCACUGCCACUACAAAGGCUAUGUGGAGGAUGUGGAAGGGUCCUCAGCGUCUCUCAGCCUCUGCUCUGGACUCAAUGGACGGUUAGUUAUUAGAAGUUCCACAUUUGGGAUUGAGCCUCUGGAGGGCUCCUCUGACUUUGAGCAUGUGGUGUACCGCUUGGAGGAUGAGGAGCCGGAACCUCUCAACUGCGGAACCACUCAUGCCCAUCGCCAUGACGACAAUGAAACAUCUUCCACCGGCCAAACCAUUGGCCACUCUCAGAGUGACUUGUUUGGGGAGACUGUUAGUCAUUUAACCAGAAGCAAGCGGGCCAUAAUGCUCCAGACGCACUAUGUGGAGCUGAUGCUGGUUGUGGAUUUAGACAGAUAUAACUUCAAUAACAGGAACGAGACCUACGUUCGAGAAGAGAUGGUCCAGCUAGCCAACCAUCUUGACAGUAUGUAUGAGCAGCUGAACAUCCGUGUGGUGUUGGUGGGGCUGGAGAUCUGGACGCAGGUGAACCCCUUCAGCAUGGACGGUAGUGCUGGGGAUGUCCUGGGCCGCUUUGUGGACUGGAGGAAGCAGAGUCUGCUGCCACGCCGUCGCCAUGACAGUGCCCAGCUCAUCUUGAAGAGGGGCUUUGGGAGUACUGUAGGAAUGGCCUUUAUCAGUGCGGUGUGCUCCAGUAACCAUGGAGGCGGCAUCAAUUCGUUCACCAACCACAAGGUGGCCAUCUUCGCUUCCAUUGUGGCUCAUGAGUUGGGCCACAACCUGGGCAUGAAUCAUGAUGAUGACCGCGGCUGUAACUGUCCUGCAAAGAACUGCAUUAUGGGCUCUGGCGCCACUGGGGCCACUAACUUCAGCAGCUGCAGUGCUGAUGACUUUGAGAAGAUGGUUCUGCGGAUGGGCCGCAGCUGUCUGCUCAAUGUGCCCCGGCCAGACGAGGCCUACAGCACGCCCUACUGCGGCAACAAGCUGGUGGACCAGGGCGAGGAGUGUGACUGUGGCUCCGAGCAGGAGUGCAAGAAGGACCCCUGCUGUGAGCCCAAAACCUGUAAGCUGAAGUCCUGGGCUCAGUGUGCCUAUGGGGAAUGCUGCAAGAACUGUAAGUUCCUGCCAGGUGGCUAUGAGUGCCGCAGCCGGUCGGAUGAGUGUGACCUUCCUGAGUACUGCGACGGCUCGUCUGCUGUCUGUCAGAGUGAUGUCUUUGUGCAGAACGGGCAUCUCUGCAGAAACAACCAGUCAUACUGUUACAAUGGCAAAUGCCAGCACUAUGAUGGCCAAUGCCAGGCCUUGUUUGGCUCCAAGGCAAAGUCAGCGCCUGAUGAAUGCUUUGAGAUGGUCAACUCCAAAGGUGACCGCUUCGGAAACUGUGGCUACCACUCCAACAGUUACAGGAAAUGUGAGACCAGGAAUGCCAAGUGUGGGAAGCUGCAGUGUGAGAAUGUGGACUCGGGCACCAUAUUUGGCAUCAACCCCGCCAUCAUCCAAACAACCAUCCAACGCACCAAGUCCAAGUGCUGGGGGGUGGACUUCUCGCUAGGGCCAGACGUGCCUGACCCGGGCGUGGUGAGCGAGGGCACCAAGUGUGGGGAGAACAAGGUGUGCUUGAAUUUUGAGUGCAGACACUCGUCAGAGCUUAACUAUGAUUGUGACAUGAAGAAUAAAUGUAACGGCCAUGGGGUCUGUAACAACAAUAAAAACUGCCACUGUGAUUACGGAUGGGCUCCCCCUUUCUGUAAGGAGGAGGGUUAUGGAGGGAGCAUUGACAGCGGUCCCACAUGGAACGAUAAGGACACAUCCACCAGGGACGGUCUGCUGGUCUUCUUUUUCCUGGUCCUCCCUCUGCUCCUGCUGGGUCUGUAUGUGUUCUUCAGACGGAACGAGCUGCGACGGCGCUUCACCAGGAGGAAUCGUUCACGGGGCUACGAGGCUGAACCGGUGCCUCAGGACAACAGCCGUGUCCCACCCUCCCAGAGAGAAAAUCCCAAUAUCGUUAAAAAUGGACACCAAGUUCAGUUAUUACCACCAGAAGAGGUUGUUCAGACAAAUAGGACCACCUCUGGACCAUCUUAUGCCACGAGACCACCUCGGCCACCUGUCAAGCCCGCUCCUGCUGCAACAUAUCUAGUGCCUCAGAGACCCCCUCCUCCACCUCCUGUAUAGCCCACACACUGCAGAGGUCAAAGUGCGCCGUGGGACGUGUGGUGGCCAAGGACACUUGAGGGAGAAGGGGAAUUGCCUUUCUGCAACACUCCCCCCUCCUCUCAUAGUUCCAUACUGACCUUCCAGCAUGGUCUUACUGCUUCAGGGCACCAGUCAGCUGUCCAACAGAAUCACAACGCUGUCACUUUAACCAGUAAAAACCUCCUGAAAUACGACUCAAGAGUGCAGGGUCAGGCAUCACAAACUCUCGUCCAAUGAGCUGGCUCCUGCCUGGAUAGACUCCAUGGUGUCUACAGCAACAUGCAGAUUGUUUUUUUUUUUCCUAUUGUUUUGAUUAUUAUGGGCUACACAGGACCACUACUACCAAUUGCACUUCACAGGCUCUGUUCUUGAUACACUGCAAUAGGAAUGUACAGAGAAAAAAAAACACGAGCCACGAUGAAUCAGUGUGGCCUGUUGACAUUGAAUUUUCUCUUUUUUUGUUGUUGUGAUGAGCACUGCUUUUUUAAAGAGUCCUCUAUCCUUUUGUGGAAUGUAAAUCGAGCACCUGCUUUGGACUGCAGGCUUAUUGUUCCAGGUUAAAGGUUAUGCCGCAAGCUGACCAUAUUCUGCCCCGUUUGCAUAUUCGAUGUGUUUUUCUUUUGUACUGAUAACUCACAAUGCUCUCAUUCAAAUCCCAUUUAGAAAAGAUCAAAAGUGUGAGAUGUCACUUGAAUUGACUGUUUUACAACUCACAUAGUCUCUCACAAAUAGAUAUACAGCAUAGUACACGACAUGUAUCCCUACAGUAUACAGCAUGCAUUCUGUCUCUCUCUUUCUCUCCUUUUCAGACUGCCCAAAUAAGGUAGAACCUCAGAGAUCUAGGCCUCUCAGACAGCCUCAACUAUGCACACCUCAGUUAGCAAAUCAGUUUUUAAGAGGAACUAACCCACGCAGGGUCUGUGCUACUGUAAACCAGUGUAUCUACAAAACAAUCAUGCAAACAAACCUACAGUAAUGGUUUUAAUGCUGUGAUUAAACAUAUUACACAUUUGUAUGAUCAUUUGUGUUUAGGCGAGGACAAAAUAGGAUAGUAGGGUGACGGCAUGUGCUACUUGUGCCUGGUAUAAAUGGUGGUUUAUUGCUGAUAAGAACUUGUGUUUUACGUUAGUGUGCUUCUCACUCUAGCCUUCGCCCAUGCAGAGUGUUGAAGGUGAACAGCUAAAAGCUCUGUUCAGAUGCACACCUGAACCACCCCUAGCUGUGUAGAGAGAUCAGGAUGGUAACUGAGUGACUUUCAAUAUCCUGCACAGUUGAGAGGGACAUGUUGUUGGUCAUGAAUGAUCAGGUCUCUGAGAUUCUACUUUCUCUCUGAUGCAGUCAUCUGUACAGUGUGCAGACAACUCUGAACCAUGGCCCACUCCAAAAGAGCUGUUCAGAGACUUGUGGAAUUCAUAUAUUAUGCUACUCGCAGUCAGAAUGACAGUAAUCAGCUGAGGAUUCCUUCUCACGUUACUCUGCACAUUGACUCUCUUUAGCUUAAUUUAAGUUUUAUAGUUUUUUUUAUACAUUUUUGGUUAAACUCAUUUGGUUAUUAUGGGUUUUAUAAUCAAGAAAGGUUUCACACUUGGACUCAUAUGUAAUUCGCUAAUUUGGUUCUUUUGUUCUGUAAGGGCUGUGCAACUGUACGUGUUGAACAUCUGCAAAAAAGAAAUGUUGGUGAAUAUGAGGAAUGAGCUUUUAUGAAUCAGAUGGAUUGAAUUGUUCUUCCUUAGACAUAACACUGGUCACAAUCACACACUCCCACCCCCUUAAUACAGAUUAGUGUUUUAUGAUUCUUUCACAUUUCCUUUCAAUCUUAUGCAGUUCCACAAAUAUAAAUGCAAACACACACACACACAUUUUUCACUGCAAUACUGAAUUUCUGUAGAUGUCAAAUACCCAUGGUGCAUCAGGAGGUACAGCUGAGUGCCAUGCAGUAUUGAAAUGAAUAUAUGAUAAAUAAAUUAAUAAAUAUUAUACUGUAUUUGCAAAGGAAUAUCAUGUAUAUGUGACUGAUAUUCUUAUCACCACUAUUGAUUGGAAUAAUGUACUUGUGCAGUAUAUAUUAUCAAAGACAGUAUAGUGGAGGAAUUUAUUAACUGAUGUUGGUAGGCCUGAUUGCACUGCAUACUCAACUCCAGCAGGCCCCUUUUCUGUGUCUGAUUGUGGUGUUGUAGUGACUGCCAUGACCUCUCUCAAGAGGCUGACUAGUUACUGGUACAGUAAUGAUGGUUGGUUUUGUUACUGCAUAUGAAAAUAAAAUAAAAAAUCACUGGUAUGUUUUUA
Alosa sapidissima (American shad) is the source of this 5082-nucleotide messenger RNA. Its product is annotated as disintegrin and metalloproteinase domain-containing protein 9-like. Gene Ontology annotation, molecular function: metalloendopeptidase activity. Gene Ontology annotation, cellular component: plasma membrane. Bases 304 to 2775 code for a protein of 823 amino acids. The record is from RefSeq and is a predicted model, not a curated record. Lineage: Eukaryota; Metazoa; Chordata; Actinopteri; Clupeiformes; Clupeidae. Gene Ontology annotation, biological process: proteolysis. The transcript is spliced from 23 exons.